GGAUUUUGAUAUGCAUGAUUGUUUCUUUUGACGGCAGGUCUUAUUCCAAUUCUGUUGUUGUAUGGUGUGCAUACACAGUGCAUAAUAACUAGAUCUUUGGAUAUAUGCGGUUCGACUGGUGACGUGUACAAUUGUCAACAUCAGCAAUUGAAAUCUGUACCAAGAAGCACUGCUUCAAAUAUCACAGCCAUUGAUCUUUCUGACAAUGAGAUAGAAAAUCUGAAGGAUGACGACUUUACCGGAAUGCACACUUUGAAAGCUAUUUACCUUCCUUGGAACAGAAUAAAUCACAUCAAGAAGAACGCAUUUCAACAUUUGCCGAAUCUGUGCAUUUUAGAUCUAAGCUCAAACCAACUUCGCAAAGGAUCCAUAGAAAAGGGAACAUUUCAAGAUAUGAACUCUCUUCAGGACCUCAAAAUUAAUGGUAACCCAUAUCCUAGUGGAGGAUUUCCUGACGAAGAAAUAGAACGUCUUUCGUCCCUGAGAAACUUAUCAAUGAGCGCUACUACAACAAACCUGUAUUUUUCCUCAAAAUAUCAAACUUUGAAAAAUCUUCAAAAAUUGGAGAUUGAUUCUGGUAUCUCGUUUCAUAUAACUAAUGAAUCUUUUAAAAACCUUGCUGACCUCAAUAUAGAAUAUGUACACUUCAUCUUCAGUGACGAUUGUCCGUGCAAAAAUAUCAACGAAGAUUUGUUUUGGGCGUUUCCUAACUUAAAAGGCCUGCGCCUUCAAACGUUUUGUGGCAUGCGAUAUGCAUUGAAAUCACUGAUGAGACUACAAUUUAAAACAUUGGACUAUUUAAACUUUUAUCAAACUUUUCCUAACUCUGGAGAAGCCAUGAUUCUGAAUGAAAAUGAUGUAAAGUAUCUGAAAAACGUCUGUGCUAAAACUGUUAGUUUGAAGGACACCAAUAGUAUUAGUAUAGAGACAAUGAAAUCCUCGAUAUUUAUGAGAUGUAUUGAACGGAUAGACUUGUCACUUAAUCACUUACGUAACUCCAUGUUCAUAAUUGCCAUUCUAGAAGCAGUGCAAAUCAAAGUCGUCAAUAUCAGUCACCAGAGCUAUUGUGGUUCAAAUUCAUUUCCCAGUACGAACCGUAAACUAAUGAGUCAACAAUUCUCAUUCAAUUUGACACUGUCAACUUCCUUAGAAGUUUUAGACAUCUCCAACACGUUCGUUAAUCCAAAUCCAUCAUAUAUCCAUGUGUAUGGAGCUAACUUACAACGCCUCAAUUUUAGAUACACAAGUUAUUCCCUUUGUACGAAGAACAACAUCAGAUUGUUUUUACCUCGGCUGUGGUUCAUGGAUCUCUCUGGUGUGAAAUGUCAAGAUUUAUAUGUAGCAUUUCUGAAAGAUUUGCACUCCUUGUCGGAACUCUACAUGAGUGAUGUAAAUCUUGAUGUCGGUCUAACAAGAGAUGUGAAGGGUGAAUUUCUUAACGGUCCUGCCAAAUUGAAGGUGGUUGAUUUCUCAGAGAACGCCUUAAAAGAUUUACAUCCGAACCUUUUUCAAAGUCAGUCAUUCUCCUUAGAAAUGUUAUUACUAAAUGACAAUCUACUCACUACAGUUCCAGAUGCUCUUCGUGUUGCUACGUCACUACGAAUUCUUCAAAUGAGAUCCAACAAAAUUUCAUCCUUUUCGACAAAAGCUAUAAUUACCUUGAAUCAUUUAAAACGCGUGCAAAUGGAUGUUAGAGGUAACCCCUUUGAUUGUUUCUGUAAUGCCCUUGAUUCCUUGCGCUGGAUGUCUGAUCAUCGAGAAAUAUUUCUUCAUUUGAACGAGACCUACUGUAUUGAGGAAGCAAACAAAACAUUAUUAAGUGUGAUGGAUGAUUUGCGUUCACUGGAACUACGAUGUAUUUCAAGGCUGUGGAUGCAAAUAUCCACUUCUACUCUGUCGUUCACAUUUCUGUUUCUUGUAACAUUUGCAAUUUCAUACCGAUAUAGAAUCAUCCUGCGUUAUGGAAUGUUGAGAAUCCGAUUAUUUUGGAGGAAAAGCUUUUCGAUAAACACUACAUGCGAUGCACCUGCAUAUGACGCAUACAUUUCGUAUUCAUCCAGUGAUUUUCUUUGGGUGUGUUCAACACUUUACCCAGCAUUAAAUGGACAAAAUCUUCGAAUCGCACUGCAAGAUAAAGACUUUGACCCAGGUAGUCCCUAUGCAGAAGAAGUGGUUAAAUUUGUUAACAUGAGCAAAUAUGUGAUAUUUGUUAUAACAGGGCGCUUUAUUAAAUCUGAAUGGGGAUCCUAUGAAAUUCAGGUCGCAAAAAUACAUGCAAUUCAUACUAACGCGAAACUUGUUCUGAUCAUCAAGGAUGGAAUCCAAAUUGAAGACCUUCCGAAAGACAUCUUGUUCAUUUGGUGGAAAAUCAAACCAUUGGUGUUUAAUGAAAAUGAAACCGAAGAAAAACAAGCAAAAUUUUUCAAACGUUUAAUCACCACUAUUAAGGAUUAA
Ostrea edulis (European flat oyster) is the source of this 2454-nucleotide messenger RNA. Its product is annotated as toll-like receptor 2. Lineage: Eukaryota; Metazoa; Mollusca; Bivalvia; Ostreida; Ostreidae. The record is from RefSeq and is a predicted model, not a curated record. The transcript has a single exon. Gene Ontology annotation, molecular function: transmembrane signaling receptor activity; protein binding. Gene Ontology annotation, biological process: inflammatory response; toll-like receptor signaling pathway; immune response. Bases 244 to 2454 code for a protein of 736 amino acids. Gene Ontology annotation, cellular component: membrane.